AUGUCGCGUAUUGCAGCAUCAAAUUAUGCCAAACACAUGCGCCUUAUUUGCUAUAAUACCAGCUUCAGUCAUACGAUCAGUGAUAUUUCAUCAAAUAUCGAGCCAUAUCGGUUCCACAAGCACAUAUGCAUCACAGGAUCCAAUCUUGAUACUCGCAGUUCUCGAUUGGCAAUCAUACCACUUCAAUUAGCGCGUGAGUAA
Molecule: messenger RNA, 201 nt
Organism: Fusarium venenatum
Lineage: Eukaryota; Fungi; Ascomycota; Sordariomycetes; Hypocreales; Nectriaceae
Source: RefSeq, a predicted model, not a curated record